Messenger RNA from Malassezia sympodialis ATCC 42132, 1095 nucleotides. Its product is annotated as palmitoyl-protein thioesterase family protein. Gene Ontology annotation, cellular component: intracellular membrane-bounded organelle. Gene Ontology annotation, molecular function: palmitoyl hydrolase activity; thiolester hydrolase activity. The record is from RefSeq and is a predicted model, not a curated record. Lineage: Eukaryota; Fungi; Basidiomycota; Malasseziomycetes; Malasseziales; Malasseziaceae.
AUGGCGCACGGACAUCGGUGGGUGCUGGUCGUGGCGGCCCUCGUCGGCGCGCUGUGCAUACCGGCGCUGGCCGCGCCGGCCGCAAUCACGCAGCCGCCUGCGAUGGCACCGUGGCUUAUGCGCCACCCGCGGCCCGUGGUCGUGUGGCACGGCCUCGGCGAUGCGGCGCACUCCGACUGGAUGGAGCGCACCAAGCAGGAGCUCGAGGCCAUGCACCCCGGCAUCUUUGUGUAUGUGGUUGCACUGCAGCCAAGCGUAUGGAGUGAUCGGCGUGCGAGUUUCUGGGGCCAUGUCCCGACGCAGGUCGAGCAGGUCCAUGCACAGCUGCAGGGCGUGCCAGAGCUCCAGCACGGCUUCGAUGCCGUCGGCUUCUCCCAGGGCGGCCAGUUCCUGCGCGCGUACGUGGAGCGAUUCAACGAUCCGCCUGUGCGGCGCCUCCUCACGUUUGGCUCGCAGCACAUGGGCAUCACCGACCUCCCGGCGUGUGGGCCGCACGAUCCUGUGUGUCACACCGUGCACAGUGCCCUCGCGACGCACGUAUACUCGGACUAUGCGCAGCGACACAUUGUCACGGCCCAGUACUUUCGGGACACGCGCACACCGGAGCAGUUUGCGCAGUACCAUGCCAAGAACUCGUUCCUCCAUGACAUCAACAACGAGGGACCGCACAAGAAUGCCACGUACAAGGCACACAUGCUCCAGCUCGAGUCGUUCGUCAUGAUCCAGUUUACGGACGAAGCCACCGUGAUCCCUUCGAACUCGUCGUGGUUCGAAGCGUUCCCUGAUCCAGAGCCGGACGCGCCGCCAGCGCUAACCACCGUGCCGCUCCGAGAGAGCCAGCUGUACCGCGACGACUGGAUCGGACUACGCGAGCUCGACCGACGUGGCGCCCUCGUCUUUGGUACCUGCGCAGGUGCACACAUGCACCUGUCGGACGAGUGCCGCACGGCGACAUGGGGCCGCUUCCUGGGCCCACCGCCCCUGCGCGACGAGCUCCGCCGGGCCCUGCCGCGCUUCCCCCUCGUGUAUGUCCUUGUGGUGUGCAUGGUGGUCUAUGUACGGCUGCGAUUUACGAGGCGGGUGCAGCUGCCUUAG